Messenger RNA from Camelina sativa (false flax), 426 nucleotides. Its product is annotated as auxin-responsive protein SAUR61-like. The record is from RefSeq and is a predicted model, not a curated record. NCBI's taxonomy places the organism in Eukaryota, Viridiplantae, Streptophyta, Magnoliopsida, Brassicales, Brassicaceae. Gene Ontology annotation, biological process: response to auxin.
ACUACUAGCAGAUCAACCGCUGCAGAGAAAGGAUGUUUUGUGGUUUACACAUCCGAUAAAAUCCGCUUUGCGUUUCUAAUAAGUUACCUGAGCAACUCUGUUUUCCAAGAGCUCUUGAAGAUAUCUGAAGAAGAGUUUGGUCUCUCCACCGAUGGACCAAUCACAUUGCCAUUCGAUUCGGUUUUCUUGGAGUAUCUCAUCAAAUUGAUCCAACGAAGAAUGGAUGGAGAUACAGAAAAGGCUCUGCUCAUGUCAAUCUCUAGUGCUAGAUGUUCUUUACCAUGCUCUUUUCAACAACAAGAACAAUUGCUUGUAUUUUAGAGAAUUAGUUAGUGUCUAGCAGUUUCUAUGUUUGUAAAGAUUAAUCCACUGUAUCAGAUUAGACAGAUUAUUUUAGAAAUACAAACCAUUUCUUUAUCUCUUUCC